Dipodomys spectabilis (banner-tailed kangaroo rat) is the source of this 1123-nucleotide messenger RNA. RefSeq names its product sarcoglycan beta (gene Sgcb). Gene Ontology annotation, cellular component: sarcolemma; sarcoglycan complex. The transcript has 6 exons. The coding region runs from base 1 to 960 and encodes 319 amino acids. Gene Ontology annotation, biological process: muscle organ development. The record is from RefSeq and is a predicted model, not a curated record. NCBI's taxonomy places the organism in Eukaryota, Metazoa, Chordata, Mammalia, Rodentia, Heteromyidae.
AUGGCGGCAGCGGCGGCGGCUGCGGCGGCGGCCGAGCAGCAGAGUUCCAAUGGGCCUGUAAAGAAAUCCAUGCGAGAGAAGGCUGUUGAGAGAAGAAAUGUCAAUAAAGAGCACAACAGUAACUUUAAAGCCGGAUAUAUUCCAAUUGAUGAAGAUCGGCUGCAUAAAACCGGAUUGAGGGGGAGAAAAGGCAACCUAGCCAUCUGUGUGAUUGUCCUCUUGUUUAUCCUGGCUGUCAUCAAUCUAGUUAUAACUCUUGUCAUCUGGGCUGUGAUUCGCAUUGGACCAAAUGGCUGUGACAGCAUGGAGUUCCAUGAAAGUGGUCUUCUUCGAUUUAAACAAGUAUCUGACAUGGGAGUUAUUCAUCCUCUUUAUAAGAGUACAGUAGGAGGAAGGCGAAAUGAAAACUUGGUCAUCACUGGCAACAACCAGCCUAUUGUUUUUCAGCAAGGGACAACAAAGCUCAGUGUAGAAAAGAACAAAACUUCUAUCACAAGUGACAUUGGAAUGCAGUUUUUCGACCCCAGGACUCAAAAUAUCUUGUUCAGCACAGACUAUGAAACUCAUGAGUUUCAUUUGCCAAGCGGAGUGAAGAGUUUGAACGUUCAAAAAGCAUCUACUGAAAGGAUUACCAGCAAUGCUACCAGUGAUUUAAAUAUAAAAGUUGAUGGGCGUGCUAUUGUGCGUGGAAAUGAAGGAGUAUUCAUCAUGGGAAAAACCAUUGAAUUUCACAUGGGUGGAAACAUGGAAUUAAAAGCUGAAAACAGCAUCAUCCUAAAUGGGACUGUGAUGGUCAGCACAAGCCGUCUACCUAGUUCGUCCAGUGGAGAGCAGCCAGUGGGUGACUGGGUGCGCUUCAAGCUCUGCAUGUGUGCUGACGGGACACUCUUCAAGGUGCAAGUAACCAACCACAACAUGGGCUGCCAGAUCUCAGACAAUCCUUGUGGAAACACACAUUAGAAGAACUCUAGAGGUCGUCAGUAUAUUCAUAUCUUGCCUUUUUAAAAAAUAUGCAUGCAAAUCAUGUUUUUACAGAGUUUGUGAUAACUCGUAAUUAUUUUACCUGGAGGUCACUACUGUUAUUAUGUAGUCUCCAUAAUUAAAACAUUUUUCAGUGCCUGAA